Messenger RNA from Salvelinus fontinalis (brook trout), 3502 nucleotides. RefSeq names its product transforming growth factor beta activator LRRC32-like. The record is from RefSeq and is a predicted model, not a curated record. The coding region runs from base 146 to 2185 and encodes 679 amino acids. Gene Ontology annotation, cellular component: extracellular matrix. The transcript is spliced from 2 exons. NCBI's taxonomy places the organism in Eukaryota, Metazoa, Chordata, Actinopteri, Salmoniformes, Salmonidae. Gene Ontology annotation, molecular function: protein binding.
CAGAAGGUUCACAAAGCGUAUCUGGUGUCCACAGACUUUUUCGUCUCCGUCUUUUUUUUAAAUGACUGUCAGCUAUAAAUGGCAGAGAGGGGUGUUUGAGGACUGAUGUAGCCCAGUGUCGUGUCGUCAGGACAGAGACAGGAGAAUGAUCAGACCUACAGAGACAACAUUCAGCUUAGUGCUACUGCUAGUCCUACUGCUGUACUGCUCCCUGUCUCACAGUCUCAUACAGUUCAACACUGUGACUGGAAGGAUACAUGAUGACCAACAGGAGACGACUUCCUGGCGGUUCAGGAACCUUUCGUCUGUUCCUGAGGGGCUGGACGUGAAGCUGAGGGAGCUGGAUCUGUCCAACAACGUUAUAAGACAUAUAAACAGCCAGAGUCUGGGUCUUCCAUCCCUACUGAGUCUGGACCUCAGCUACAACCAGCUAGAGAUCAUAUCUGAAGGGGCUUUCAGAGAUGUGGCCCAGCUUCAAGAGCUGAACUUGGCCAGGAAUGCAUUGAGCCACAAUGUGGACAGUAACAGCCGAGCUCUUGGGUCUCUCCGCAGACUGAGGAGGUUGGAUAUCUCUAUGAACGGUCUGGAUGAUGACGCGGCGGAACUUUACCUUCGUGACAAAUCAAUUCUUGAACGCCUAGAUCUCACGGGCAACGGUUUGACGCGACUCACGCCCAAGCUGUUUGCAGAGAGCCUGAGCGUGACGAGCGUUCGCAUCGAGAACAAUCUGAUCACGGCAAUAGAGGAGGGAACGUUUGAACUGUUGAAGAAACUCAAGAUCUUAAAUUUAGCCAGAAAUAAUCUAGUCUACAUCUGUGAUUUUAAACUCCAUCAGGUGAAACUCUUGAAUCUUAGCAGGAAUUCCAUAGAGUUCUUUGUCACCCGUGAGGACGGUCAUCCAUACGAGCUGGAGAUCUUAGAUCUGAGCUUCAACAACCUCCUCUAUUUCCCCAUGGUCCCCAAGACCAACCGGUUGAGAUACCUCCACCUACAGAGCAACAUGGUGGGGACCUUAGAGACAGACACCCUGAUAUCAGAGGCAGACUCUCUGUACAGAGAACUAACAAGUGAAGAUGAGGUAAAUGAUGCUGCAGCCAACAGCAACAUAUACUCUAACUGGAGACUGAUGCCGUUAGUUUACAUGGACCUCAGUAGUAACCACUUCAGGUCUUUACCUGUGGAGACUCUGAGCCAUCUGACGUCUUUGGUGACGCUGAACCUCAGCAAGAACUGUCUACAGGACAUCAGCUAUAACACAACGAAGGGCGGCAGCGGCCAUGAUGGAGGCUACCACCGACCUUCCUUGACCUUUCCGUCCCUACGCUACUUGGACCUGCAGAACAACGGUCUUCGACAACUCUCCACCUACUUCCUGGAAGCCCUACCAAACAUAGAGACGUUAAACCUGAAGGAGAACUCUGUGAGGCCGUGUGAUCCGAAGGACCAACUGGGACCAUCUGAGACAACGAGAGUUAGUCUUAAUAGCAUGUCCUCCUGUGUUUCCUUCUGGAAUAUCAAAACUCUGAGAAGUCUAGAUCUCCAAGACAACGGCAUCAAAACACUCCAUCAGAACACAUUUGAAAGAACCCCUUUGGUUUCUCUCAACCUGGCCAGCAAUGUAGAUAUAAUCUUGGAUAAUGGCGCUCUCGAAGGGUUGCAGAGUAGUCUCCAGUCUCUGAGCAUCAGUGGGAACAACAUGACAACCUCUGCCUUGUCUCUGCCUUGUCUGAAAGCGUUGAGACAACUCAACAUGUCCAACAACAACGUGGACGUCCUCCCGAGCAUCAUCAGCUGUUCUCCUUUGACCCAACUUGACCUGAGAAAUAACGUCCUAACGUCUAUGAACGAAUCUUUGGUUGAUCGUUUGUCUCUAUAUCUUGAUGUGUUGUAUGUCAGUGGCAACUCGUUCAACUGCUGUGACACCAAAUGGCUCAAAGCCCUAAACAGAGAGAAAGUGAAGAUACCGGACCUUGACCGUGCUGUGUGCCUCAGUGUCAAUGGUACUCUGUUGACUGGCCUUCUGCCUAACCAUUCACUGCACUGUUCAUUGGAACUUAGCCCAAAGAUAACAGAACCAAACCUUGGGCAAAUAAUAAUCAUCAUUUUGUUUGUGUCGACAGUAUUGAUAACAUUAGUUGUAUUUGUGAAGAAGGUUUGUUGCAACACGGGGUCAUUCAUUGUGUAAUGAUUGUGCAUUUAAAACCAAGAUCUGUGUUCCAAUACCCACACUAACAUACUGUAUACUACAUACUUAAUGAGUGUAUACUACAUACUAUUACUUCAUUUUAGUAUACUGUAUACUACAUACUUAAUGAGUAUAUAAUAUAUACUAUUAGUUCAUUUUAGUAUAAUGUAUACUACAUACUUAAUGAGUAUAUACUACAUACUAUUAGUUUAUUUUAGUAUACCGAGCGUAGUAGCGCAUCGCCUGUCUACCGGAAGGUGAUGCUGUUGCUAUGCAACCUCUUGCUACGGUAACAUAUUACUAGUUCGACCUACCGGAGAGGGACUACCGAAGAGUACCGGAGAGUGACUACCGGAGAGGGACUACCGGAGAGUGACUACCGAAGAGUACCGGAGAGGGACUACCGGAGAGGGACUACCGAAGUGUACCGGAGAGUGACUACCGGAGAGGGACUACCGGAGAGUGACUACCGAAGAGUACCGGAGAGGGACUACCGAAGAGUACCGGAGAGGGACUACUGGAGAGGGACUACCGGAGAGUGACUACCGGAGAGUACCGGAGAGGGACUACCGGAGAGUGACUACCGAAGAGUACCGGAGAGGGACUACCGGAGAGGGACUACCGGAGAGUGCGCUCUAGGCGUAAAUUCAGAGCGCACACUGGACGCUCUGUCCGAGGAGUAGACUUGCUGGUUAACGUUGGCUAGCGACUUCCAGAAACAAAUGAGAGAGCACCUCACUCUGACCAUUUUACUCCCCCUAGCAGAGCUGUUUUCAUGUUAUCCAGAGCGUCGGUGACUGUAACUGUUCGGACCGCAACAAUUUAAUUAUGCUUUUUUUGCCGACGUUGAUCAGUUAUUCUGCGCUCUGGCACACCCUGGGUGUGUUCGUAAAUUCACUCUGGUAUGCCAUUGUGUUGUCAGAUUGUCUGUUCUAAAUUUAACAAAUUGACAGUCAAAAUAACAUGUAACGUAAUUUAUUUGAAAAGUCAUUACUUUAUUAAAUUGCUCAACAUUUCCGCUCUCUUAUGACAUCAGCUGCAUAUUUUCCACUCCCAUUUUCUGAAGAAUUACAUUAUGGCACCUAAAAGCACGGAAAUAGUGUCCACUGCUUGUAUACUAUGACCAAUCAGCAUACUACAUACUCAAAUUACCUCACAAAUAGUAUGGCUAGUGCGCUUGGAUGAGUAUUCGAACACAGCUGUUUUGUUGUUGGAAGUUAUUAGCAGCUAUUCAGCUAUUAGGUUUAGUCCAGGUUAUAACACCAUUAGACUAUUAGGUUGACUCCAGGUUAUAACACCAUUAGACUAUUAGGUUGA